AUGUUAUUUUUUACCAUUCUUAGUAUAACAUUAGCAGCAUUUACUUUUGAUGAUGGAUAAUGUAAAUGCAAUUAAUUGAUGGUUGAAACAGAAUGUAAAUUCAACACACAAUGUACUUGGGAUGGAGUAGCAAAAACAUGUUCUAGAAAGUCAUGUACAGAUUUAAAAGAUCAAUGUGCUUAAGUUUAAGGAUGUGCAUUAGAUUCUAAUGGAAAUUGUAAAGACUUUACCAAGUGUGAGGAUUAUACAGUCUCAGGAUUAGGAUAAUGUCAGUCUAAAGAUAAAACAUGUACUGAAGAUUAACAUACAACAAAUGGAUACUCUUGCAAAACUGGUACUUAUGUGCCUGAAUGCUAAAAAAUAACAAUAAAGGCAGACUGCAAGGGAUACUAAAGUUCAACAUAAGUCUGCUUUUGGACCUUGAAUCCAAUGACUAAAGUUUCUGAAUGUAUGCCAAUAAAAUAUACAUCUUGUGAGGAUGGAUAAUCAGAUCCCAAUUUAUGUACUCUUAAUUCUUCCUGUAAAUACACUUUAGAGAAAAAGUGUGUACCUAAGACUUGUGCAGAUGUCACAACUGAAUUUUAUUGCACAUCUAUUCCUUAAUGGAAUAAUUCUAAAAUGACUUUAUGUUAAUGGAAUGGAAAUUGUUAAGAUGCUUCAGGAGUUGAAAUUUUAACAUAAGCUAAAUGCUACUCAAGUACAUUAAAAAAUUAUCAUUGGAAUACUUCAACAAAUAAAUGUACGUUAUGCACUACAUCUCCUACUCCAUCUACAACAAAUACAGGAACAACAUCUACAGGCACAUCUACAGGAACUACUACAGGAACUACUACAGGAACUACUACAGGAACUACUACAGGAACAUCUACAGGAACAUCUACUGGUACAUCUACUGGUACAUCUACUGGUACAUCUACUGGUACAUCUUCAGGUACAUCAACAACAACAGGAACAUCUAGCGGAACAUCAACAACCACAGGAACUUCUAAUGGAAGUAAUUUGUUUAUAUAUAAUUCUAAUAGCCAAACCCAAUGAUGCUUACACUUAAAAUAAAUUUGCCUAAUUCAUAGCAGUUUCAUUAUUUAUGGCAUUUAUUCAAUGAUAGAUAAUUAUAAUACAAAAUAAUAAAUAAUCAUAUUUUAUUAUUGUUUAUAAAUUGUUUGC
Paramecium sonneborni is the source of this 1164-nucleotide messenger RNA. The record is from the annotation of a GenBank genome assembly. Lineage: Eukaryota; Ciliophora; Oligohymenophorea; Peniculida; Parameciidae.